AUGGAUCCUGUAACGCAACCAACACAGCAAGCCACACAGUCCACGCAGAAAUAUCUAAUUGAGAAGUUUACCCAAGAGAAAAUCGAUGAGAAUAUAGUUUGUAGGGUGAUCUGUACCAAUGGUAAGAUACCCAUGAAGGAUCUUAGGAUAGACACUACCCCUCAGGAACUACUAAGAAUCAAAGAACCCAUCAAGAAGGUCUGGACUUUCGGGAGAAAUUUGAAUUGUGACUAUUAUCUGGGAAAUAUAUCAAGAUUAUCAAAUAAGCAUUUCCAGAUCCUAUUAGGGGAAGAUGGUAAUUUGAUGCUUAGAGAUUCGUCUACCAACGGCACUUUGCUUAAUGGGAUGAAAAUAGAAAAGAAUAACAACAUGAUCUUAUCUCAAGGGGAUGAAAUUGUCGUCGGUGCAGGUGUUCCUGAAGAUAUUGUCUCGUUAGUAAUAUUCAUUAACGAAAACUUCAAGAGACGAUUGAAUGAAUUGAAAUCAAACGAUAGUUACAACUCUAACGGGUCGAGAAGGACACCUGAGUCCAUGCUGACGGGGAUCUACAAGGACUUCUCAAUACAGGACGAAGUAGUUGGUCAAGGUGCAUUUGCUACUGUUAAGAAAGCUGUUGAGAGAACCACAGGUAAGACGUAUGCAGUGAAAAUAAUAAAUAAAAGGAAAGUGAUGGGUAAUUUGGAUGGUGUCACUAGAGAAUUAGAGGUUUUAAAGAGGCUCAAUCAUCCAAGAAUUGUCAGUUUGAAAGGAUUUUAUGAAGAUAAUGAAAGUUACUACAUGGUGAUGGAAUUUGUAUCUGGGGGUGAUUUAAUGGAUUUCGUAGCAGCGCAUGGCGCAGUCGGUGAAGAUGCAGGCAAAGAGAUAUCUAGACAGAUAUUGGAAGCUGUCAAAUACAUUCAUUCAAUGGGAAUUAGUCAUAGAGAUCUGAAACCCGACAAUAUACUAAUUGAACAGGAUGACCCUGUACUAGUGAAGAUUACAGAUUUUGGUUUGGCCAAAGUCCAGGGGAAUGGUACGUUUAUGAAGACAUUUUGUGGUACUCUGGCGUAUGUGGCACCAGAAGUAAUUGGAAGUUCAAGUAAAUACAAUGAAGAAGAUGAAGAAAGAAACGAAUAUUCGUCGUUAGUCGAUAUGUGGUCGAUGGGAUGUCUUGUGUAUGUGAUUUUAACAGGUCAUUUACCAUUUAGUGGGAGUACGCAAGAGCAAUUGUAUAAACAGAUUAGUAGGGGUUCGUACCAUGAAGGACCUUUGAAAGACUACAGAAUAUCCGAUGAAGCAAGGGAUUUUAUUGAUUCUUUAUUGCAAGUAGAUCCCAGCAAUCGAUUAACGGCGGCAAGGGCCCUGGAACAUCCAUGGAUCAAGAUGGUGUCUUUAAAUAAUGAAAUAGAGUCACUAGGAAGUGAACCGCCUUCCCAAGUAUCAUUAUCACAAUCCUUAUCGCAACAGAAAUCCAUUGAAAAGAUGGAUGAUGCACAAUAUGCGUUUCUCAAGCAACAGAGAAAGCAAGAGAUGGAAAUUUUCGUGAAGGAACAAGAAGAACUGAAAACGAAAGGGUUUAAAAUACCUAACCACCCACCGAUGAGAUUUACACAACAGCAGGCCACAACGAAAAGAACGCCUGCCCAUGCAAGUAAAGCAGUUACCAGGAGGAAGAACAACAAUGCCGGAGGUAAGUUUUUAACGUUGCGCCCCUUACAAGAAAGUAAGAUACAGGACAGUCUAUAUAUACAUCAAGGUAUAAAUCCCUUUUUUAUUGGCAGAUCAGACGACUGUAACUGUAAGAUUAAAGACAGUAGGCUUUCGAGGGUACAUUGUUUCAUAUUGAAGAAGAGACACGUAGUGGGGAACAGCAUAUACGAGUCACCUGCACAAGGUCUAGACGAUCUGUGGUAUUGCCAUUCGGGGACCAACGUAAGUUAUAUCAACGACGUUAAGAUCGGCGCUGGACAGAAGUAUCUCUUACAAGAUGGAGACGAAAUCAAGAUCAUUUGGGACAAAAACCAGUUUUUCCUCAUCGGUUUCAAACUGACUAUCAAUGACCCAACAGGUCUUUUCAAGGACGGAGGAAUAGAUGGCACUGACAACCACGAAAGAACCAUCGAACCACAGACCAAUGACGAGAAGAACUACGUCAAGAGGCUGAGCGAGAUGAUGAAGAACUAUCACUACGCCAACAUUGUCACGAGCGACCCGGACAUAACUACAGUCGAGAAUGACAACGGCAGUGACAUCUUAAAGAGAGUGCACUCGGUGAGUCUACAAUCGCAAUCGCAAAGGGACCCGUCACGCAAAGUGAAGCGUGCCAAACUGGACAAUGCUACCAAAGAGGACCCGGACAAUCUACCAUUCUACUAG
This is a messenger RNA of Kazachstania africana CBS 2517, 2355 nucleotides long. RefSeq names its product serine/threonine/tyrosine protein kinase RAD53 (gene RAD53). NCBI's taxonomy places the organism in Eukaryota, Fungi, Ascomycota, Saccharomycetes, Saccharomycetales, Saccharomycetaceae. Gene Ontology annotation, molecular function: protein serine/threonine kinase activity; ATP binding; protein binding. The record is from RefSeq and is a predicted model, not a curated record. Gene Ontology annotation, biological process: DNA replication initiation; deoxyribonucleoside triphosphate biosynthetic process; protein phosphorylation. Bases 1 to 2355 code for a protein of 784 amino acids. The transcript has a single exon. Gene Ontology annotation, cellular component: nucleus; cytoplasm.